Molecule: messenger RNA, 2004 nt
Organism: Verruconis gallopava
Lineage: Eukaryota; Fungi; Ascomycota; Dothideomycetes; Venturiales; Sympoventuriaceae
Exons: 4
Coding region: 1-2004 (667 amino acids)
Molecular function (GO): ATP binding; metal ion binding
Source: RefSeq, a predicted model, not a curated record
AUGGCUGGGAAUAUUAGCAUUUCACGGUUGCUCGUCGCGAAUCGAGGCGAGAUCGCCAUCCGCGUUCUCACUGCGGCCCGAGAGCUUGGUAUGCAUACGAUUGCGAUAUAUACAGCUGAAGACUCGAACCAUGCCGUGUACGCGGAUGAAGGCAUUCUCUUAGAUCAGCCAUCAGAUUUUACGAAUGUUGAGCGACUUUUAGGCAUUGCCAAAAAAGCUAAUGCGGAGGCCGUACAUCCAGGUUACGGGUUUCUCUCUGAAAGUCCUCGAUUUGCAGAUGAGCUUGCCAACGCGGGAAUUCUCUUUGUAGGUCCUAGCACCCGGGUACUUCAACAGACGGCAGACAAGACAGAUGCACGCGCCUUGGCGGACGCUAACAAAGUACCUACGUUACCUGCUUCAGUGAAACCAAUGCGGAACUUUGAAGAUGUCCAGAGUUUUGUUGCUAAUUUUGGACUUCCGAUCAUGUUCAAGGCCGUAGAUGGUGGUGGAGGCCGAGGGAUCCGGUUCGUUCAGCAUCAGUCCGAGCUUGAAGACAGCUUCAAUCGUGCACGCGGAGAGUCACCAAGUGGUCAAGUAUUCAUAGAGAGGGCAGCUGUCGAUGGCUUCCGCCACGUGGAAGUUCAGAUUCUUGCUGAUAAUUACGGCAACGUCGGACAUCUUUGGGAAAGAGAGUGUAGUAUUCAAAGGAGAUUCCAAAAGAUAGUUGAGCUUGCUCCAUCGACAAUAAAGGACCGUGAGCUUGUCAGUCGUGUUAUUAGAUCCUCAGUAGGAAUGGCAAAGGCUAUUGGCUAUUCUUCACUUGGAACAUUCGAGUUUCUUGUCCAUGAAUCAAAACCCGAAUAUUAUUUCCUCGAGAUAAACCCUCGGCUACAGGUCGAGCACACGGUAACAGAAGAAAUAUCCGGAGUUGAUAUAGUGAGAAGUCAGCUUCUCUUAGCUCAAGGUGCAACCAUUGAAAGUUUAAAUUUACCGUCACGAUAUACUGUAUCAUUUCCUCCUCCAGCAGCAGCUAUUCAGUUACGAGUUACUGCGGAAGAUGCUCAAAAAGACUUCACACUGAGCAUGGGUCGCGUAACUCAGUUCCAACCACCAAUUGGUGCUGGUGUCCGAGUUGAUACUCAUCUCGCAACUACGAAACCUACGACCGUAGGCUCCAACUUUGACUCACUACUGGCCAAAAUUAUCGUGCGAGGGUCGAACUUGCAGGCAGCUAUAGAGAAAGGAUUGCGCGCGCUGAGAGAUACAACAAUCAAGGGAGUCAAGACAAACAUUGACGUCCUCUUGGGCAUUUUAUCACAUUCCGACUUUCGAGAAUCACAGUGUAACAUUAAGUGGCUGGAAUCGCAACUAUCCGAAAUUAUAGUCUCAGGUCAGGAACUUGAAGGCAACAAAACACUCAGCUUACGAGAACCUUAUAUUACAUCAACUACCAGCUAUUCAUCGCAAACUGGUGCAGCUGGCUUGGGCAAUGCUCCGUUGCUGUUUAGAAAAGGGGACACUUUCAAGUUGCAGCUCAAAGAUAUAACAAUGAAGCAGAGUUCGCAGGCAGGCAAGUCCGCAACAGCGGAAGAAUAUUUACUGCGGAUAGAUCGGGUUUUGACAAAUAACUUCCCCAUACAGCUAAUGGCAGAUGCCACUUUCCAGUCUUUCAGCAGCAGUAAAACAUAUGGCAUGAAUCUUACAUCAACUACACAAACGAACGUUGCAUCCUCUAAACAUCGACAUGCCGAUCCAACAAAUGAGGCACAUAUUAGGUUGCCAUUCCCGGGACAAUUUGUUGAAAUGUAUGUUGAUGUGGGUGAUAAAGUUGCUGCUGGGGAGUUGUUGUGCGUAGUGCGACAGAUGAAGAUGGAAUUAGAAGUACGAGCACCUCGGCAAGGUACUAUAAAAUGGGUUUGUGAUGUCGAAGAGGGCGAGCAAGUUAACGAAGGGUUGUUGUUGUGCGAAUUGGCCGUCGAUGAGCCGAGCAACACAAGCUCCAAGAGUUUGGCAAAGCUCUAG